AUGGGUUCUAGUUUUUCUCUCCUUGCACCCUACGACGAGCACGACGAACUGGUCGAGGAUCGAGCCAAUCAUGAUACGAUGGACGACGAGGAUAACGAUGAGCACGAACUCGCCCAUAAUUUAGAAGCAAAUGAUCAUCCUGAUUGGCUUCAACUACCGGACGAUUUAAUAGUGGAAAUCGUCAAACGGUUGGACGUGGUGGACCGUGCAAAGUUGUCUAAUGUUUGCAAGUCAUGGAGCAGGGUUGCUUUGAAUAAGGAUAUUCCGGUUCAUCAAUUUCCUCUGCUCAUGCUCCCUUCUAAGAUUAAGAGUGAUCAUGUUCGACUCUUUGACACCUCUCGCUCUCUAAUGUACCGAUUUAAUCUUCCCGAUUCAGUUGUUCAAAGAGGAGGAUGGUGCUUCGGCUCUACGAAAGGUUGGCUUUUGAUAGCAACCCUCGAAAAAAACUAUACACCGCAUAUCUCCCUACUCAAUCCAGUUUCUGGACAGAUUAUUAAACUUCCCUCUAUCACCGCAUUCGAGGCUUGCACCAAUGAUCCGUAUAGUUUUGCCGACCUAUUGGUUACUAAAAUGGAAUUGUAUUUCUUAUCCGAGGAUGACAUAUUUAUUUCAGCAAUUUUUGAUGAUAAUAAAUUGGCAAUUUGCAUAGCAGGUGAUGAGGAGUGGACGAUUGUUUCUGAAUCAGGAGAUCAUAACUUUUACGAUGACAUGUGUUUCUUUAAGGGGACGCUCUAUGUCUUACAUAGAUGUAGCGGAAGUGAUGGUGAUGAUGAUCGUGAUGGUGUUGUUUUACUAAAUAGUGCUCUCACUUUUCAAUUCUCAGAAAGCAGUAGUAUCGCCAUUAAAUUAGUUUCUUUAAUUGGUGGCCAAACUUUAGGCAGGGAAAUAAUCGAACAAAACGGGUUUGACAUCAUUACAAAUAUUUGUCGGACUGCAUAUUUGGUAGAAUCCCAUGGUGAAUUGUUGAUUGUUGAUAGAGUAUCUGAUGGUCUCUCGUACGAUGAUGAUGUUCAAAGUUUUGAAUACGCGAAGACAAAACAAUUUGAGAUUUUUAAGAUGGUGAAUGGCAGUGCUAGCAAAAGUAUGUGCAAGUUAAGAAAUGAUCAAAUAGUAUUUAUGGGAGGAAGAGGCCCUUGUGUCUCCCUUUCUGCUAAAGAUUUCAAUGAUAAGGUGAAAGGAAAUUGUAUUCACUUUUUGGAUGAGUACGAUGUGUUUGAUUUCUUUGACCUCCCACCAUUUGUAUCUCGCGAGUCUGGAAUUUGCUGCCUUGACGAUGGCAGGAUUACGCGCUGCUAUCCUACUAUCAAAUUCCCCAUGGACAGCAGAAUGACUUGGCUCACUCCGCAGUUAAUUUAG
Molecule: messenger RNA, 1356 nt
Organism: Mercurialis annua (annual mercury)
Lineage: Eukaryota; Viridiplantae; Streptophyta; Magnoliopsida; Malpighiales; Euphorbiaceae
Exons: 1
Coding region: 1-1356 (451 amino acids)
Molecular function (GO): protein binding
Source: RefSeq, a predicted model, not a curated record